CAUUGAGCAUUCUACCCGCCAAUUCGAGUGCACACGAUCGCACUGGGGGUUCUAUAGUACUUCAAGAUCAAUUGAGUUCACCGGAAUAAGCGCCUGCACAUUUGCCCGCCAUGGGCCGCUACGAUUUUCGACCUCUUCGUGUCCGCGAAACCGCACAAGCAUUCUUCGAAACCAAACGCAACCAGCACCUCCCACCAUGGCAUUCAAUAAUCGGUGAUAUUCCACCCGGAGAGACUCUCGCCAGGCCAGUUCAGCGGGCACCGAAGGUGCGAGGCAAAGCAAAGAAACCCAGCCGCAUGUUCCAACCGCUCCCAAUAAAAUACCCUGAAGACAAACUACGAUCGGAAUUCUUUGGAGACCACCCAUGGGAAUUGGCCCGUCCGAGAUUGGUGGUCGAGAAUAGUGGAAAUGAUGCGAAGGGAUACGAUUGGAGCAAGAUUGUACAACCUGGAAAGCAGCUGGACGGUGAAAGUGUUGUUCAAAGACAAAUGUGGCUCAUGAAGAACAAAUCAUUCUCGAAAGCCCGCGCCUACGACGAGGCUCGACAAGAAUUCUACAAGCACCGACAUUUGGAGGACAUAAGACGGCGCAUUGCUAAAGAGGAGGCUCUCCACGUUGGUGCCUACUUCGGAAAGGGCCCGCUUGAAAUUGGCAUGGAGCUCGAAGACAAGAGCUUCGAGAACUGGAAGCAAUGGGCCGAGACUCAGAUCGAGAACGAGCAAGCAAUGCGUGCACAGAUGUUCUCAGGACCACAGCCAGGCGAUGAGUUGCCGUCAGGGCGGGAAGAAGAUGAAGCGUUAGAGGAGAUUGCAGAUUCGGUACCAGCUUCAAGCGAAGGACAGACGGCAAUGGCUGGUGCCACUAUACACCCAUAGGCAUUGGCAUACCCUUUUGUAUCAUUAAUGUAAAUUCUGUGUAGAUAUAAAGUGGGCGGGCAGAAUGCGCCGCAACUUUCUGCUACCUGAGCAUUUCCCAUUUUGAAAGUGCUUUACCAGAUACGAAUCUCGACACCACGAACGAUCAAUACAUAUCGACUUUACUUCACAAGAUCAGUAUCCUCGUUGCGGAAUUAUUAUAGUUCUCAAUCAAUGGCCUCUGCAUGUCCGUAGUCCAAAGCGUUGCACU
Molecule: messenger RNA, 1125 nt
Organism: Aaosphaeria arxii CBS 175.79
Lineage: Eukaryota; Fungi; Ascomycota; Dothideomycetes; Pleosporales
Product: mitochondrial ribosomal protein
Exons: 2
Coding region: 111-875 (254 amino acids)
Cellular component (GO): mitochondrial small ribosomal subunit
Molecular function (GO): structural constituent of ribosome
Source: RefSeq, a predicted model, not a curated record